AUGGCUACAAUUCCUAAUACAAAUCUUCCAACUGUGGAUAAUAAUGUGAAUACUAUUACUAGUGAUGAUCAGAAAAAGAAACAAGAGGACGAAGCAAAAAAAAUACUAUUAUCAUCAAGUGAUAGUGAUCAAGGUGGGACAACAACAAAGAAAGUCGAUGAUUUAAAUAAUUCUGUACAAAAAGAUAAAUUAUCAUCAGUUGAAUCAGCUAAUAAAGAAAAAAAGAAUGAAGGUAUUAAGAUUGAAACAACUCAACAAAAGGAAGAACCGAAAUCUCCAUCUGUUUCUUCUACUUCAAUUCAGGAAACUACAACAAAACCAGAAGUUAAAACAUCUUCUACUGAUCCAAAUACUAAUAAAGAUACUAUUAAAGUUGAAUCAACAUCAAUUACUUCUAGUUCAAAUAAAGAUCAAAAUAAACAUGAUCAUACUGACUUUUCUAUUGGAAAAGGUGAUUCAAAAUAUCUAACAGAUUUUCAACGUCAAAAAGCAAAAUAUUUUUUUCAUAUUAAUCUUGAUAUUGAAAAUAAAGAAUAUGUAACAUGGGAAGAUGUUGAAUUUUAUUUAUUAUUUCAUGUAACAGCUGCAGGAAAAGAAGGAUCAGAUGGUGAUGAUUUACAAGCACGUUUAAGUCGAUCUACAAGAGCUUUUUGGGAACAUGUUCAUGAUCAAAUUCCAUUACCUGAUGGAAAACGUGAUACAUUAACAUUAGACCAAUUUCUUGAUACAUGGGCUAGUCUUGUUGAUUAUGUUGUUCGAACAAAUCAAUUACCUCCAAUUAUUCAAGAUUUAGUUAAACUUGGUUUUGAAUUAUAUGCAACUGAUGAUCAUAAUGAAAUGUCAUCAACAAUUGAACCUAGUGCAUUUGAUCAACUUUUUCAAAGAACAAAUUUAAGUCGAUCACAUGCUAUAAUGGCAUAUCAGUUUCUUACUGACAAUGGUACAAAACCAUUAGAUGCUGAUAAAGUUGAGUCAAUUGUAAAAGCAGUGAUUACAUCUUCAGAUGAAGAACAUGAUUCACAUUUUCUUCUACCAGGUUUCUUUAAUGUAAUAGGUACUGAUAAAAAUAAUGAAAAAGACAACACAAGAAAGUCACGUUCACCGACUCCUGAAAAGAACCAAUCGGAAGUCAAUGAGAAAUCUUCAUCAACGUCAACUUUUCAAUCGCAACAACCAAAUACAUCAUCAAUUUCUGAAACACAUGAAACUUCUUCAACAUCUGUACAAGACCAAAGUCAACCCGAUUCUUCUUCUCGAAAUAAAGUCAUUAAUGGUUCUACACCAGAUCAAUCGACUAAUCAACAACAACAACAACAAAAUCUAAAUCCACCAUUCGAACAAUCACCAAUAGCUGUCAUUCAAAAUGAAGAUGAAAAUAUUCGUCGACUUUUACGAUUUUAUCAUAUGGAUGAUGGUGAUAUUGUUGAAGUUGCUGAUGGUUCUGUACCACGUGUAGUUCGAGUUCAUCCUGAACGACCUUUGCCACCUUAUGUUCAACAAAAUCCACAAGUAACACAAAAUUUACCAAAAGAUGCAACAAAUAUCUCAGCACAACCACAGAGUGGACUCAACAUUCUACCUAAUCUAUUGCAAAAUAAUACAAAACAAUAUCAACAAAAAUCUACAAUUACAACAGAAACAAAACCAAAAAUAACAUUAGACGAACGUUUAUCUCGUGGUGAAGCACAAACAGGUCCUACAAUACCAUUACGUCAGGAUCAACAACAAGAAAAUUUAUCAUCAACACGUAUACGUCAAGUAUAUCCACAUAUAAAUGAAGUUCAACAAGAAGAACAAUUAAAACAAGCUAAAAUUCAAGCAAAUCAAACUGUUAAUGAUGAAAAAAAGACAAAAGAAGAACCUUCAACAGCUAGUGAUAUAUCAUCACCGAAACAAGAUAAAACAAAAGAAAAGAAAGAGAUAACUCGUGAAGAUGAAGAAAAAAUUGUUGCUGCUGUUUUAAAACGAUUAACUCCAAUAGUCGAGAAAAGAGUUUCAGAUGAAUUACGUCGUAUUCAGAGUGGUGAAACUGAUCAAUAUGAAGACGAAGACUUUAUGCCAUUUCCAUUUAUGUUCACUUCUGGUGGUGGUCCUUUUUUUAUUCCUCCACGUGGAGGUCCACCACCACAAGCAUUUAGACCACCACCAUCUGGACCACAACAACAAAAUUUUCAACAAAAUACAGCAAAUCUCAGACAACAACAACAACAACAACAACAACAACAACAACAGCAGCAGCAGCAACAGCAAGCAAAUUUACCUAGAGAAGCUGAAUUUAUGGGACUACCACCAGGCGCUGCAUUCAUACCUCCUCCAUUACUUAUGGCUAUGAUGAGUGAUUUAGCAAGAGGAGGUAUGGGAGCUGAAAUGCCUGUUUUUCCACCAAACAUGCCACCUCCUCACAAUAUUCCAGGUGGUAUUCCUACAGGUCUUGAAGGUUUUAUGGUGUUUGUUGAUGAAGAACCAAUGAUGGGUGUUCCACCUGGUUAUCCACUACGUCCUGAACCUCGCUUUUAA
This is a messenger RNA of Rotaria sp. Silwood2, 2517 nucleotides long. Lineage: Eukaryota; Metazoa; Rotifera; Eurotatoria; Philodinida; Philodinidae. The record is from the annotation of a GenBank genome assembly.